AUGUUAAAAAGGGACGCUAAAGCUGAAGUUUCAAACGAAAUUUCUUUAAGUUCUUGUUCUAAAGAGAACAUAAACUUUGUUAAUGAACAAACUAGUCCUAAAAGAAGUAAAAACCCAGAAGAAUUAGUUAAAAUUGAAGAAUCAACUGAAUUUGAGCCUCAAAAUGAUUUUGACAAUGAUUUUGAGCCACCAGUAGAAUACAAUGAAAGCAGUUCUUCUUCAGUCAAUGAGUUAAAGGUCUUCACGUGCAGUUGCGGCAAUAUUUAUAACAAAAAAGAUGAAUAUAAAACACAUUUAAGAGAAAAUUACUGUAAUGGAUAUAAAAAAGCAACAAAAAUUAAAGUUGAGAAGAAAAAUGUUAUGUGCGGACGUAACAUUACAAUAAAACAGCAAAUAAUAUGUCCAGAAUGUAACUUAGAAUUCGACACAAUGAAAGCAUGUAAGCUUCAUAGAAGAAAGCAUAAAAACGAGUCCGCAGAUGACAUAGAAAAGUUUCACUGCACACUUUGCAUGCGUAAAUUCAACCGUAAAUCAUCUUACACAAAUCACAUGAAAAACCAUGACAUAAAAUCUAGUGUGAAAUUCACUUGUGAUACUUGCAAACGUGAAUUUCAACAUAAAGCACAUUUAGACAAUCAUAUUCUGUCCGUACACACUCGAGAGAAAGGGUAUCCAUGUGAGCUAUGCAACACAAAUUUUAGUACGCAGGAAAGUUUAGAUCUACAUAAGGAAAGUCAUAAGAUUGAAAAGAAACAUCAAUGUAAACUUUGUAACAAGGCAUUUUAUAUGCUGUCGACGUUGAAUGAUCAUAUGCGAACUCAUACAGGGGAGAAACCGUUCUUAUGUUCGGUUUGUGGCCGCGGUUUUAGUCAGAAGACCAAUUUGGCUCAACACAUGAGACGACAUCAAGGUUUGAAGCCUUUUAAAUGUGAUGAUUGCGAUAGAAGCUUCGUUUCCAAAGGUGAGCUCGUGGCCCAUAAACGCAAACACAGUGGCGCACAUCCCUUUGUCUGCGACGAAUGUGGCAGUGGGUUCACAACUAGCAGCUCGUUGGUGAAGCAUCGGAGAACUCACACUGGAGAAAGACCUUAUAGCUGUGAUUUGUGCCCGGCUAGGUUUGCAGCUUCAGGUACUUUAAAAAACCACCGACGCACCCAUACUGGCGAGAAACCCUUCCAAUGUUCCUAUUGCGAGAAAGCGUUCGUGCAACGUCACGACCUCAUCUCUCACAUCCGGUGCCAUACGGGAGAAAGACCAUUCGUCUGCGGAUGUGGUCAGGCUUUCAGAAAGGCAUCUGCAUUAAAGGCCCAUGUAAGAAUGCACGCUAAAGAGUCAGGGAGUGUUAUUCAAGGGUUAACUCCAUGUUAAGUGGUUUCGGCAGCGACGGGGUUACUAGAAAUCUGGUUUCGAAGUAUCACGAUUAUUAUUUGAUAUUUAUAUUGAUAAAUUUAAUAACGUUGAUAAUUAUUUUGAUGUCUAUGAUUUUAAUUGAGACAACAAAAUGCUACAGCUAGCAAUGUCAUGCCAUAAUAUGUUUGUAUCAGAGAGGUGUUUAAAGGUCAAACGUUUUUUCGUGCAUAUUUAGCUUUCUCACAGUUUAUAAUUAUUAAUACAAAGAUCGAGCACAGAAUAUUCUUCGACCCAAUGGGACUUGAACCCACGAUCAUACUGUACCGUAGUAUUGCUGUUACCAACAGAGCUGCGGGUCAAGUUGUCGAAAUUCUCCUAUGUGUUUUUGUUAAAGAUCUUUGUGUUUCGGCAUUCAGCAUCGCUAAAUUUUAGAAACCUUUGUCACCGCAACCGGUACCUUUACAGGUGCCUCAACAGACGUAGAUGUCGUUUUUUGAUCAAAUGCAAAUACUUACAAAGAACUUUCUACGUGUUCGAUCUUUGUAUUAAUAAUUAUAAUAAACAUUUGUGGAGUUAUAUCACAAAGAAAUUCAAUAAUACAUUUUCGCAUUUUUAGUCAAAAAUUAAAGAGGCAAAACUAUGAAUCGGGAUAGAUAAUUUUAUCCGAUAUGUAUUGUUGAUAACCCUGUCCCAAACCGCCUCAACCGGACCAGAAACUGCCUUCGGUAUCCUUCUUUUCUUCAAUAAAACUCCUUUGAGACUUAAAUCUUCUGGUUUAUUGAUUUAGAAAGUGGACUGUACAUAUCCAUAAAACUUAUUUCGACUUAUCGAAUAUCGAACACGACUGAACACGAUUACAAAUGAAUUACGAAUGAGGGAAUUAUAAAUUUCACUUAUAUUUAUACCUAUACGGUGUCUCCCACACCGUACCGGCCCUAUUAAUUCGCCGAGGACGCCACUCGACUAAUCGGAGCUCUUGAAUUACGCAUUAUUGUUCUGACUGGCCAGUCGCGUGCGGCCGUCCGUAACAUGUAUUGAAUCAUUAUUCAUUAUAAUUAUCAAAUCAAAUAAAUAGAAGUCAUGUGCAAAUUUAAAAUCAUAGAAUAAUAAGACAAGACAUGUAACUAAUUAAGACAACACUAUUUUUAUUUCAUCAAGAACUGGCAA
Hyposmocoma kahamanoa is the source of this 2517-nucleotide messenger RNA. Its product is annotated as zinc finger protein 664-like. The transcript is spliced from 3 exons. Gene Ontology annotation, molecular function: DNA-binding transcription factor activity; RNA polymerase II cis-regulatory region sequence-specific DNA binding. The record is from RefSeq and is a predicted model, not a curated record. NCBI's taxonomy places the organism in Eukaryota, Metazoa, Arthropoda, Insecta, Lepidoptera, Cosmopterigidae. Gene Ontology annotation, biological process: regulation of transcription by RNA polymerase II. Bases 1 to 1368 code for a protein of 455 amino acids.